CAGGCAGCGUGGCCGCCGAGCCGCGCAGUUCCGCGCCGCCACCCGCCAGGGGGCGCUCGGCCCGACAUCGGCCCCGGGAGCUGCGCGGCUGGAGGAGGCGGAGCCCAGGAAGCCAGGCAAGAUGGCGCCGUCCGCGUUAAUGCGCCCAUUCUGGAAGCUGCUGGCCCCAGCUAGGUUCCCGAUUGUCUCUUCAUCGCGGUCAAAGUUCUACAUCCGGGAACCGCCGCAUGGCAGCCCUAACUGGCCGAAGGUUGGAUUGACCUUGGGCACCUCCGUUUUUUUGUGGAUCUAUGAGGAUCCUUUAUCCACUGAGCCAUCGGGGAAGCCCUUUGUAAAAUGGAUCCUUAGUCCAAUAUGACUGAUGCAUUUCUAAGAAGAAAAGAGGCAGAGAAGAUAACCUUAAAUGAGGGAGGCAGAGAUUGGAGUGAUGCGUCUGCAAAGCAAGGAUGACUGGUAAACAUCAGAAGCUGCAAGAGGCAAGAGAGGAUUCUUGCCUACAAGUUUCAUGCGUUGAUUUCAGACUUCUAACCUCCAGAACUGUGAGAAUAAAUUUUGUUGUUUUAAACCA
Molecule: messenger RNA, 568 nt
Organism: Cervus elaphus (red deer)
Lineage: Eukaryota; Metazoa; Chordata; Mammalia; Artiodactyla; Cervidae
Gene: NDUFC1
Product: NADH:ubiquinone oxidoreductase subunit C1
Exons: 3
Coding region: 122-358 (78 amino acids)
Cellular component (GO): mitochondrion
Source: RefSeq, a predicted model, not a curated record